Messenger RNA from Epinephelus lanceolatus (giant grouper), 1294 nucleotides. NCBI's taxonomy places the organism in Eukaryota, Metazoa, Chordata, Actinopteri, Perciformes, Serranidae. The record is from RefSeq and is a predicted model, not a curated record.
GCUUUCCCUUGGCAAAAACAGGUCAACACCUUCAUCAGGACGACCAAGCUAGUCAGACCACCACGCCAUGGAGAACAACACCUACCUUUUUAGCAGCUUGCCCUACAAUCGGGAAUCAGCCCUCCUCAUGACAGCAGGUGUUGAAGUAGACCCCAACAUGUGUGCAGGACUUCUCCUGGGGUCCCUCUUCCUGGGGCUCAUCAGCUACAUCUGGGCCUUCUGGUCGCAGCGCAGCAGGCUCACAGCUUUUAAGGAAGCCUUCAUCUUGACCUUCUCAGCCCAGCAUGGGAGACUCAGGGGUGUUCAAAACAUCCACAACUUCCUUCUCAGUCUGCUCUUUAUUGAUAUUAUGAAUGCAAUCACAGCAGUCGUUUUGGUGAUUGGGUUCCUGGGGUCCACCUGCAACUCUGGAAUGGUCUUUGUCUAUGCCUUCUUUGGGUGGUUCAUAUCAAGAUGCAUGGGAGUGGUUUUACACCUCCUAAAUGCUCUGGUGUGCCUCCUUUUCCUGUUAAACCCACAACUGGGAGCCAAAUUGCGCUGUUUUCACACACUGGUGGUUCUGUUGAUGAUUGUGUUGAUCCCUUUUUAUGUAUUUUACCGCCAGGUGGCAAUAUUUGGACUGGGAACUAUCACCAUUGGGUUGGCUGUGACCAUCGUUGCAAAAUGCACAGUGCCAGCUGUGUCCCCCUCUGCUGCCGCUAGAAAGAAACCGAUUGUGCUUGUCGCCAUGCUCACAUUCUUAUUUGUCUACACCCCCCCUUUUAUUCUACAGUGCCUAAUAAUCAGUGCAAUCAACCGCGAGGAGCCGACUGAUGAGUAUCUCACAAUUUUUAUGAAGUCUCUUUUUUUCACAAGCUUUCAUCUCCUAAUGGAUGGACUCCUGUGUUUUCUUAUCCUGAAACUGCCCUCUGAAGAGGAAGAACAACUAUUAGAGGAGCAACAACAGCAACACCAGAGUUUUGAAAACACUGGUGUUUCCCCAAUAUAAUUACAUAAUGUACAAAAUUGCAUUUAUGUCUAAGCACCACGAAAAUUGUCAGGACUUUGCAUCACACCAUUUGCAAACAGUAGAUAAUAAGGUGAAGGGAAAUGGCUCAAUUCAAAAUUCAUCCACCUUUGUUGGUCUGCCCUCUGAGGAGGAAAACCAAUAGGAGCAAUACCAACAAGAGAAUAUGGGAAAUGUCUUUUCUGCAAAUGUAAUGUCAUAAUGUGCAAAUGUUUAAUUAUUUCUCAGCAUCAUAAAAAUUGUUGUUAUUUCUUGCAUCAAUAAAAAUAAUAGAAUAAAAAGAAAAAA